AUGUCUGACUCGACCUUCCACACCACCAUUCAGGACCUCCGCAGAGCUGAGUCCAAGGUCUCUCAAUCGCAUGGUGGCAAUCCCCCGGCCGACUCUAAUGUCUCCAGAAUGAAGUCUAUCAUCGACCAGAAUACCAACAAGCGCGAGGAGAUCGAUAGGGUCAAGGCCAACCUGCCCCUGCCUGAUCAACCCCCAGUUGCCAGUGAUUGGAACUCCCUUGAUCAGCGUACUACCGGUGUUGGUUCUGGAGGUGUCGAGUUCCCUCCUGAUAACAGUGGUCUCCGUGAGGGUGCAGCUGCCAGCAGCAGCGCCCGUGUGGAUGGCAAGGAGCUGCACACGAACACCGUCCCUACCAACACAGUUGGACACACAGCUUCCGAGGGACUUAACAACAUUCUCCGAGAUACUACGACCCGUUGA
Molecule: messenger RNA, 420 nt
Organism: Penicillium paradoxum
Lineage: Eukaryota; Fungi; Ascomycota; Eurotiomycetes; Eurotiales; Aspergillaceae
Exons: 2
Coding region: 1-420 (139 amino acids)
Source: RefSeq, a predicted model, not a curated record